This is a messenger RNA of Drepanopeziza brunnea f. sp. 'multigermtubi' MB_m1, 1002 nucleotides long. RefSeq lists its product as uncharacterized. Lineage: Eukaryota; Fungi; Ascomycota; Leotiomycetes; Helotiales; Drepanopezizaceae. The record is from RefSeq and is a predicted model, not a curated record. Gene Ontology annotation, biological process: CAAX-box protein processing. Gene Ontology annotation, molecular function: metalloendopeptidase activity. Gene Ontology annotation, cellular component: endoplasmic reticulum membrane.
AUGGCACCAGUCGGCAUCUACUCACGUCUAAAGUCCUUCUACACAGGCGAAAAGGAGCCAGAAUUGCCUCCUAUCAGCACCACCACCGCGGUAGCCUUGUUGGUCGUCUAUACACUCAUCUACGUCCUCCCUUUCUACCUCUCCUCCGCCACCCGCCCCUCUCCCAACCUCUCUCGCGAUGCGCCGUCCGUGAUUCGGGGCCGCAUACGCCUCGUCACCAUCACCUGCGUCCUCUGCUCCAUCGCAUCCUUCACCCUCCUCUCCUCCGUCGAUGGCGGCACCUUUGUAGGAAGUCUUCACCACAUGGGCUACGCCCCCCUCGGCAUACCUGAAACCGCGAAGAGCCUCGCCCUCACAGCGAUCCUAUUCUUAGGACCACUAUUCGAAGCCGGCAUUGCGGAGGGAGGAUGGCGGGGCUGGGUACGGGGGACGGGGCUGGAUGAGGCCCUCAGUUCGUGGAUCGGCUACAGGAAUUACGUCGCGGGCCCGGUAACAGAAGAAGUGCUCUUUCGCUCUGCCGCCGUCCCCCUCCUCCUUCUCGCCCGCACCUCGAACACCACCAUCAUUUUCCUCACGCCCAUCGUCUUCGGUCUCGCCCAUUUCCACCACUUCUACGAGUUCCGCAUCACCCACCCCGACACGCCCGUCGGCCAAGCUGUUUUCCGCUCUAUCUUCCAGCUGCUGUAUACGACGCUGUUUGGAGGCUAUGUGACGUUCCUGUAUAUGCGGACAGGGAGUUUGCUGGCUGUGAUACUGGUGCAUGCUUUCUGUAAUUGGCAGGGCUUUCCGAGGGUUUGGGGCAGAGUCACGAGGGGUGAGAUGAUGGUGCCAGUGGAAGUUGGGGAGGGGAAGAGGAGCGAGGAUCUGAAGAAGGAAUUGAAUGGAGAGCUGGGAGUGGUGUGGACCAUUGCGUAUUAUGUGCUGUUGGUAGUGGGUGCCGUGGGAUGGUGGAGAUGCCUUUGGCCGCUGUCAGAGAGCGAUAUGGCGUUGACGACUUUCUAG